GCAAACGUUCUCCUAGCGCUAAAGUUAAAGUCGUAGACAAAAUAUAUUCAAUUUAUAGAGUUUUAAAAAUAUAUUUUUUAAUUAUAAAUAGUUAUAUAGACAAAGUCGCUAUUCUGUAAAUAGAUGUGACAAAUAUGACACGAAGUUUGCGACCCCUGUUUCAGCGCUUGGGGUUGAUGUGUCCGUGUAAACAGACAGGUGAAGGAAGGGUUGCCAGAGUUCACAGCAGUCAGAAAGAAAAUCCCCGAGAUUCUCAACACGCUUCACUCUAUAUCCAUUGGCCGUACUGUUUGAAGCGAUGUUCAUACUGUAACUUUAACAAGUACAUCCCUCGUUCAGUGGAUAACAAGGUUAUGACCGAGUGCCUUCAGCAGGAGACACAGACACUGCUGCAGCUCAGUCGCGUUUCUCAGAUCAGCUCUGUGUUUUUCGGUGGAGGAACUCCCAGCCUGGCCCAAGCCUCCACCAUAGCUGCUGUACUGGAGACCGUCUCUGCACACACGAGACUCUGUGACCACGCCGAGGUGACGCUGGAGGUGAACCCUGCAUCUGCAGGAAGAACCGCGCUCCCAGACUUCCUGUCUGCUGGAGUCAAUCGCUUUUCUGUUGGGGUGCAGUCACUGAACGACGCCAGUCUCAGGGUUCUCGGGAGGGACCAUGACCCAGUGCAGGCUCUGCAGACGCUGGCGGAGGCUCGGACCCUGUGCCCCGGCCGCGUGUCUGUCGACGUCAUGUUCGGAAUUCCAGGUCAGAGUGUGGCAUCAUGGGAGAGUGAGCUGGAGGAGGUUCUGCGCGUGUGUGAUGAUCACGUGUCUCUGUACCAAUUGACUCUGGAGAGAGGAACUCACCUGUACAAACAGGUACAGCUGGGAGAAGUCAGGAUGCCCGCUGAUGAUGUCACUGCCUCCAUGUACCGAUCUGCUCGGAAAAUUCUGGAGCAGGCCGGAUUCCUACAGUAUGAGGUGUCCAACUUUGCCAGACAGAAUGCUGUAAGUACACACAACCUGGGCUACUGGAGAGCACAGCCGUAUAUAGGAGUUGGACCUGGAGCUCACGGCCGCUUCGUUCCCCGAGCGCUGGGCGUGGCUCAUCGUGAGGCGCGCACUCAGACGUUAGAGCCGGAUGUCUGGAUAAAAGAAGUUCAACAGCACGGACACGCGACACGCAGACGUAUUCAGCUCAACCAUCUCAGCCUGUUGGAGGAGGUGCUGGUCAUGGGACUCCGAAUGACUGAAGGAAUUUCACACCAGCACUGGGCAGCGUUCAGCCCUGAAACAGACCUACACCAGGUUCUUGGUGCAUCAGCUGACGUUCAGGACCUUCAACAGAGAGGCAUCCUGAUCCUCGAUGACAGGGGACUGCGCUGUUCCUGGGAGGGUUUGGCGUUCUUGGACAGUAUCUUACCCGUUUUGCUGCUGGAGUUGGAUACGUUCUUCCACACACACAGACCUGAAGAUGGACAGAGAGAGCAGUGAGAGUGUAAAGUCUGUACAGCUGGACUACCACAAAGCAGCAGCCAGAUUUCUCAUUCUUCCAGUUGUUGAUUCUGGAGUAACACUGAAAUGGUGAUGCAGAAGCUUUUUACAUCAAGGCUGUAGUUAUUAUGUCUUUAUGUUGCUGUAAAGGGCUGAUUUAAAUCCCUCAGGAGUUCAUCAGCUAUUAAGUAGUGAUCAGUGAGGUGCAGAGGCAGGUGCAGACUUUUACUGUGGAAGGUGUAAAAAGACCAAACAAACAUCGAGUCCAAACCAAAAUAAAGAAACCUACAGACUAGGGAAGGCAGAGCGUCAAACACACACAGCGACAGUGAGACUGACAGGAACUAGGAAUCAGGUAGAGCUGACAGAACAACUGUAGGUGCGAGUGAGAUAUUUGCAGGUCAUGUGACAUGCAGGGGCUGAUGGGUAACGCAGUCCAGUGCUGAUCUGGAGGUAAUUGACAGUAGUUUUUUUUUUUACAUAAAACCAUGGGUUCCAUCCAUAAGUGGUUUUAAUCCAUAACUUUGUUUUCUCUCACUCUCACUCAUUCAUUUUCUACCGCUUAUCCGAACUACCUCAGGUCACGGGGAGCCUGUGCCUAUCUCAGGAGUCAAUGGGCAUCAAGGCAGGAUACACCCUGGACGGAGUGCCAACCCAUCGCAGGGCACACACACACACACUCAUUCACUCACGCAAUCACACACUGCGGACAAUUUUCCAGAGAUGCCAAUCAACCUACCAUGCAUGUCUUUGGACCGGGGAGGAAACCGGAGUACCCGGAGGAAACCCCCGAGGCACGGGGAGAACAUGCAAACUCCACACACACAAGGCGGAGGCGGGAAUCGAACCCCCAACCUUGGAGGUGUCAGGUGAACGUACUAACCACUAAGCCACCGUGCCCCCCUGCUUUGUUUGCUAUCAUUUUUAUUUAUUCAUAGUUUUCUAAAGACUAUAAAAAUCAGCAAUGUACAUUUUUACACUGCAGUAGCUGCUUUAUUAUUUUUAUUAUUAUUUUGGCUGUCAUUGUGGUUGUUUGUAGACCCUCCUGCCUUUGAACCUUGAACCUAUUAUUUCUGGAAGCCUCUGGUCAGAUGUCACAUGAUAUUUAAACUGCAAUAUAAUAAACUUUGUGUUUUAAUACAUUUCAUAUAAUGUGAAAUAUCCACAUUGUGACUUUUAAUUGUUUUCACUAUCUUUAAGUGUCAUGAGACCUGUGUUUGUAUAUAAAUAAUUAUAUUUUUCCUAUACACUUUCUUUCCCUUUCCCACUUAUAUAGUAAAUUAUAUUUUUAUUAGAAUUCCAUUCUUUGUCUAUAUUUAUGACACAGACAGAUGAUAAAGCAUUUCACUACACAUCACACUGUGUAUGGUUGUGUACUGUAUAUGACAAAUAUAAUCUGAGUUUGUGUUAAACUGUGUUAUAAGUGCUCACUUCACUCAGUAACCUCUCUUUAUUUUGGUCAGUCAGAACCCAGAAUUCAACAGAUCUCAUUCAUUAUGGUUUGGGGGGGAAAUUUCCAAACCCUCAAUGUAUCAUUUAUUAUUUUAAUACAACCUGAGAUAAAGAUUUAUAAUCCGACUCUCCGGUUUCACCCACACGAAGAUGAGGUUCUCUUUUCAGUCUGGUUCCUCUCAAAGUUUCUUCCUCAAAUAGUUUCCUCUGAUUUGCUCGUGAAACGUAAAUCUUAAACAUUUCAUUCUGAAUUAUUAUUUCCCUGUAAAUCUGCUUUGUGUCAAUAAAACACUUCUGAAUUCUA
Tachysurus vachellii is the source of this 3231-nucleotide messenger RNA. RefSeq names its product radical S-adenosyl methionine domain containing 1 (gene rsad1). Gene Ontology annotation, biological process: porphyrin-containing compound biosynthetic process. Gene Ontology annotation, molecular function: coproporphyrinogen oxidase activity; 4 iron, 4 sulfur cluster binding. Gene Ontology annotation, cellular component: cytoplasm. The transcript is spliced from 9 exons. Bases 135 to 1475 code for a protein of 446 amino acids. NCBI's taxonomy places the organism in Eukaryota, Metazoa, Chordata, Actinopteri, Siluriformes, Bagridae. The record is from RefSeq and is a predicted model, not a curated record.